CUGAAGGAGAGCGCACGGCGCACAGAGCAGACGCAGGGAAGAGAGGGAGGAAGAGCGCACAGAUUUCAGUGGCAUUCAGAUUCUCCUCGCGCACGCUGGAUGCGCGUAACAUAUCUGUAUGACAAGGAGGAGAGCCAGACGCACAUUUGGAUGUUUUUUGGAGAUUACAACAACUUGAGCGAGCUUAUCUUUAACAUUUGACUGUUUUUCCUCUCCUCACUGCGCGGAGAGACAUGCAGCUGCUGAUUGAAGGAGCACAGCAUUUAGUAAGUUAAAACCGGGAUUGCGUUCGGAGUUUUGGGGGGGAUUUUUGUUUUGCUUCAGCUAAAAAUGCAACCGGGCAAAAUGAGAGGACUAUUUGUGACAAGAUUGUGGAAAGUUGUGGCUGUUUUGGCGCUGGCGACUCAAAACGCCACCAGUAAGACAUUGAAAUACCAGAUUCACGAAGAGCAAAAGGUUGGCACGGUUAUUGCCCGUUUGAAAGAAGAUGUCGCGGAUGUUGUGGCUAAACUUCCGAGCUCCGUGUCGCUACGUUUCAGAGCCAUGCAAAGGGGAGGCUCGUCUUUCCUCACAGUGCGCGAACAGGACGGAGAAAUCAGCAUCAGGACCAAAAUUGACCGUGAGAAACUCUGCGAAAAGAAUCUCAACUGUUCCAUUCAAUUCGACGUGCUGACGCUCCCCACGGAGCACUUGCAGCUUUUUCACGUCGAGGUGGAAGUGUUGGACAUCAACGAUAACGCACCCCAGUUCGCCCGUGCCGUUAUCCCCAUUGAGAUCUCUGAGAGCGCGGCUGUGGGUGCGCGCAUUCCCCUGGACAGCGCCACAGAUCCUGAUGUCGGGGAAAACUCACUAUACACGUAUGCCUUAGAGUCCAACAACUUCUUUAAGAUUGAUAUCCAGUCCAGGACUGACGGGGCUAAAUAUGCAGAGCUGGUUGUGCUCAGGGAGUUGGAUCGGGAGGUGCGCUCCGGGUAUGAACUUCAAUACACAGCCUCUGAUCGGGGCGUUCCCCCGAGAACGGGUUCGACCCUCCUUAAAAUCAGUGUCACCGACUCAAACGACAACAGCCCAAUUUUUGACAAGUCAUCAUAUGUCAUAAAUCUCCCAGAAAACGCACCUGUUGGCACACUGAUCAUUGACCUAAACGCAACUGACGCGGAUGACGGCAACAACGCCAAAAUAGUCUACUCAUUCAGCAGCCACGUUUCUCCCAAAAUAAUGGAGACAUUCAAGAUUAACCCUGACAGUGGCCGUCUGACUCUCAUUAGGCGCGUGGACUAUGAGGCUGUUAACUCUUAUGACAUUGAUGUCCAAGCACAGGACAUGGGUCCAAACUCCAUGCCAGCUCACUGUAAGAUCCUGGUCAAAGUGGUGGACGUGAAUGACAAUAAACCUGACAUAAGCAUUAAUCUCAUGUCCUCUCAAGGGAAUGGGGACGCAGCUUAUAUAUCUGAGGCUUCUCCUUUGGACACGUUUGUAGCACUGGUUAGGGUGGAGGACUUGGACUCUGGGCUGAAUGGGGAGGUGGAGUGCAAGCUUCACGGGCAAGGAUAUUUCAAGCUCCAGAAAUCCUAUGAGAACAACUACAUGAUUUUGACAAAUGUGUCUCUGGAUCGAGAAAAGAGGUCAGAGUUCAGUCUAACAGUGGUGGCAGAGGACCGAGGGACCCCCAGUCUCUCUACUGUCAAACAUUUUACUGUGCAUGUGACUGAUGAAAAUGACAACCCCCCACGGUUCGAGAAGGGUCAGUAUGAGAUCUUUAAAUCUGAGAACAAUGCCCCUGGAGCUUAUCUGACCUCCAUCAUGGCCACUGAUCCUGACCUGGACAACAAUGGACAGGUGAGCUACUCCAUCUUGGAGAACUCUGUUCACGGGAGCUCCAUCUCCACCUAUGUCACAAUUGACCCCUCCAAUGGCGCCAUCUACGCUCUGCGCACAUUUGAUCGUGAGGACGUUUGUCGCAUCUCGUUUGUUGUGCAAGCCACUGACGCGGGGAAACCACCGCUGGUCAGCAAUGCCACGGUGAUUCUGAACAUUCUGGAUGAAAACGACAACCCUCCAGUCAUCGUGGUCCCCCAGCUGUGGAACUUCACUGCUGACGUGCCUGCGUCAAAGUUCACAGAGGCCGGACACUUAGUAACCGCUAUUAGGGCGACUGAUCGCGACACUGGUGUCAACGCUGAGCUCCUCUGCUCCAUCGUCAGCGGCAACGAGGAGAGCUUCUUCAUGAUCGACCCAAGAACAUGUGAAAUCCAUGCUAACGCAAGUUUGGAAAACUUCCCCCAUGAACACGCUGAGUUGACUGUGGUGGUUAGAGAUCAGGGUAGAGAAAACCUCAGUGCUAAGGCGGCGCUUAAAAUCACUCUUUAUGAGAACAUGGAGAACCACGUCCAGGUGAUGGACCAGGGCGAGUCUUCGCUCGAUCCAUCCCUGAUCAUCAUCUUCUCCCUGGCGGCCAUCUGCACUGUGCUCCUGGUCAUCAUGGUUGUGUUCGCCGCCCGCUGUAGCCGGGAGAAGAAGGACACCAGGCACUCAUACAACUGCCGAGUGGCAGAAUCCACCCACCAGCACCAUCCCAAGAAACCUGCGCGCCAAAUCCACAAAGGUGACAUCACCCUUGUUCCCACGGUGAACGGCACGCUGCCAAUCAGAGCUCACCACCGCUCUCCUUCGGCGACGCCCCCCAUGGACCGAGCACAGAUGGGGAGCCGGCAGAACCACCACAGCCGCCAGUCACUAAACAGCCUGGUGACCAUCUCGUCCAAUCACAUUCCAGAGAGCUUCGCCCUGGAACUGGCUCAUGCAACUCCACCAGUAGAGCAAGUCUCACAGCUUCUGUCCAUGCUCCAUCAGGGCCAGUACCAGCCCAGACCCAGUUUCCGUGGCAACAAAUACUCCCGCAGCUACAGAUAUGCAUUACAAGACAUGGACAAGUUCAGCCUGAAGGACAGUGGCCGUGGGGACAGCGAGGCGGGGGACAGUGACUGUGACAUGGGUCGGGAAUCCCCUGUGGACAGGCUACUGCUGGGGGAGGGCUUUUCUGACCUCAUACACCUCGAAAUGCACCAUCGACUCCACCCAGCUAUGAGACUGUGCACGGAUGAAUGUCGCGUCCUGGGACACUCUGACCAGUGCUGGAUGCCCCCCCUUACUUCUCCUGCUUCCUGUGACUACCGCAACAACAUGUACAUCCCUGGGGAGGAGUCCUCCCAGCAGCCCCAGCAGCUCGACGACGACGAGUCCUCUGUCGAUUCGGAGCGCCGCAAGAGCUUCUCCACUUUCGGCAAAGAGUCCGGGAGCGAUGAGGUGGGCGUCCCCGGAGAAGGGAGCGACGCUUGUGCGGAUGCCGGAGGAGGGGCUGGUUCCCUCCUCACUGAGAUGAACUCUGUGUUCCAGCGGCUCCUCCCCCCUAACAUGGACUCGUACACAGAGUGCACUGAAACCAGUCCGCCUUCGUCCUCGUCCACCGCUGAGAGGGGAAGCGGGCGCACUGGCAACAACACAGGUAACCACAGUAACAGCGCUGUUCCUCAGGACAAUCGCAGAGGCUUGUUGCCGGGUGGGAAAGCCCCUGCUUACCCUCCGGGUGUGGCUGCGUGGGCGGCCAACACCCAUUACCUUAACCCCGGAAGUGGAUCUGUGGGAAACAAUCACGUCACACCCACUUCUUCCUCAUCCUCCACGUCCACUUCCACCCCCACCAAUGGACAGCCACCACACCUCAAAUGGCUUCCGGCCAUGGAGGAGAUCCCGGAGAAUUACGAAGAAGACGACUUCGAAGGCGUUUUCCAUCAGGGCGGCAAACGAAGCGAAAGCCGCCACGAGCCCGGCAUGGACGCUAGUGAGCUGGUGCACGAGAUCAACAAGCUGCUGCAGGACGUCCGGCAGAACUAGGGGAGAAGUCAUAGCAUGGUUUCGCAUUACACAACAUCAUGCUUGUUCUCUGUGCCAACAUAUACGACCGUCAUGAUGACUAUUUUUGUCGUUUACUGUAAUGCCUGUCUUGUUUGUUUUUUUUACCAAAUAUCCCUGAUACCUCUCAGUGCAAAAAAGACUCCCAGAGAAAAAGUGAAAAACAUGGCCCUGAAGUAGUGAUCGGGAUGAUUUAAAGGCAUCAAAGCGAGCGCUCUAAGAACAGAUUGUUCAGCUGUUAUAACCGUCUCUGUGAAAGUUGCGCGAAUGAGUGAUUUCAAACAGACAACAAGAACUGUACCCUUUCUUCAUUUGUAAUGUUUACAGCAGCGUGAACAGACUCCACAGGGAGGAACCAACUGUUGUGUGAUCUAUUUUUUUUUUUACAGUGUACAAUAUUGUACAGUGUUAGUGGAAAUGAUGGCAAACUCACUUGAAUAUUGUGCUACAGUAUGUCUCCUGUUUUGUUAUCAUGGAAUGUAACUGUACAAUUUGACCUUUGUAUUUUAAAAAUACACUCUUUUUUACUUCUAUAUAUUUAUAUGUGUCCAUGUAUGUUUGUACAGAAAAAAAAACAAAUGUCUAUUUUUUAUAUUUGUCACUGCAUGUCUUAAUAUCACUUAAUGUGUCUCUUAUUCCUCUGCCCCUUUAUUUUAUAAAAACAAUUGUAUUUAAUUUUGGUAUUGAAUGUGUGUGUGCGUAUUAAAAAAUAAUCACAUUCCAAUGCAGUUCCAUGUUGGAAGUUGGUUUUGUAUGGUGACAUUGUGACCAUUGGGUGAUAAAUAAAGUGGAGGGAUUCAUAACAGUA
Eleginops maclovinus (Patagonian blennie) is the source of this 4720-nucleotide messenger RNA. It is a transcript of the gene pcdh18a, whose product is annotated as protocadherin 18a. Gene Ontology annotation, molecular function: calcium ion binding. The transcript is spliced from 4 exons. Lineage: Eukaryota; Metazoa; Chordata; Actinopteri; Perciformes; Eleginopidae. The record is from RefSeq and is a predicted model, not a curated record. Gene Ontology annotation, cellular component: plasma membrane. Gene Ontology annotation, biological process: homophilic cell-cell adhesion. The coding region runs from base 331 to 3894 and encodes 1187 amino acids.